Molecule: messenger RNA, 1203 nt
Organism: Peromyscus leucopus (white-footed mouse)
Lineage: Eukaryota; Metazoa; Chordata; Mammalia; Rodentia; Cricetidae
Product: inactive serine protease 45
Exons: 6
Coding region: 31-993 (320 amino acids)
Biological process (GO): proteolysis
Molecular function (GO): serine-type endopeptidase activity
Source: RefSeq, a predicted model, not a curated record
UGGUGCUGUCUCCGCAGCCCAUAGAUACUCAUGGCUACGUCGUUGUGUGGCCUGGGUGCUUGGCCCGGAUCCUUGAGGCCCUGGGUCUUAACCUGUCUUGUGAUGCUGAUGUUGCUGCCUCCGCCUUCAAAUUCAGGUGAUAAAGAGAACCGCAUCCAACCAGUUUGUGGCAAGCCCUGGUGGCCAGACAGUUUGAAGGAGAUCCACCAUUGGCCCUGGGAAGUGAGCGUUCGCAUAGAAAAUGAACACGUGUGUGGAGGGGCCCUCAUUGAUUUCAGUUGGGUGAUCUCUGCAGCUCACUGCAUCCAGGGCAACAAGGAAUACUCAGUGAUGCUGGGUAGCAGCAAGCUGCAGCCCAAAGCCUCUUCCUGGGCCCGGAAGAUUCGUGUGGGUGACAUCGUUUUACACCCCAAGUACUGGGGCCGGAACUUCUUCAGAAACGAUAUUGCCCUUCUCCAUCUGGAUAUUCCUGUCACCUACAACAAGUAUGUGCAGCCCAUCUGUCUCCCAGAGUACAACUUCAACUUGAAGGUUGGGACUCAGUGCUGGGUGACUGGCUGGGGCCAGAGUAAGAAGCACUCCCCGGACAACUUGACACAGACUCCAGAGCUUUGGGAGGCAGAGGUGUUCAUUAUAGACAACAGAAGGUGUGACCGUGAUUUCCACGAGAAGUCUUUCUAUCCACGAGUCAUCCCCCUUGUCCGGAAGAGCAUGAUCUGUGCCACUAAUUACGGAGUGGACCUGUGCUACGAGGAUCCCGGGGGGCCAUUGGCUUGUGAAGUUGAUGGAAGAUGGAUUCUGGCUGGGGUGUUAUCACGGAAGAAGCCCUGCAUCAAAGCUCAGAAUCCAGGCGUAUACACUCGCCUCACCAGAUAUACCAGAUGGAUCCAGGAGCAAAGGAACCACGGGGCACUGCCAGGGCCCUGCAGGGCCCCCUACCCCCUACUCCUGUUCUGGCUGCCGCAGCUCCUUCUCCUGAUUUGCCUCUCCUGAAUGGCAUUAGGUAGAUGAUUGAUCAAGGUUGCAUGUCCAUAUUCCACAGAAGUCAGGGCAGGAACGGAGUGGUCCCUGGAGAGCUUGGGUCCUCGGGGAGGGGUGUGGUGGAUGACUAGGCCUUGAGUGGCCAGAAGAAGGGGACUGUGGCUUGGAAGCAACAUUCUGGAAUUUAAGACAAGAACAGAGAUUAAAUAUGUGUGAGCAUGA